Messenger RNA from Emiliania huxleyi CCMP1516, 677 nucleotides. RefSeq lists its product as hypothetical. The transcript has 2 exons. Bases 167 to 526 code for a protein of 119 amino acids. Lineage: Eukaryota; Haptophyta; Isochrysidales; Noelaerhabdaceae. The record is from RefSeq and is a predicted model, not a curated record.
GCGGUCAGAGAUAAGGCGGGCCAGAUAGACGGGGCCUUCCCAGGAUGGGGCGGCCCCGGCGGGCCUCCCGGCACGGGCCACAGCGGGCCCGGUGGCGGCACCGGCUGGUCUGGUCCACGCCGCCCUGGCAGCCGGCCCGGCGGCGCGGCUCCGGUCGGCUUUGCUGAUGACGCGCCCGGCCGCACCGGCUUCGCCGACGACGAGCCCGGCCGGGGCGCCGCUGGCGGCGCCCCCGUCACCGGCGAUGAGUACAGCGAUGCGAUGCUCGGACACGUCGCGCACGGCGACUUGGGCGGCAUCAUCAGCACUGCGGCCGAUCAGGCCAAGACGGACCCGGCCGGCAUCCAGGCCUCGCAGCGGCUUGACGACAAGCUGUCCAAGUACGACUGGACGGGCGUCGGGCACGCGUCGACGCAGGGUUACAUUGGCGCCGCGCAGAUGGCACAGGGCGUCUUUGGGCGCGCAUGAACCAGGCCUCGUGGGCAUGCGGCAAGUGAAGGACGUGAGCUCCCACACCCUGCUAUAAUGUGUACAAUAUUCGCUGACAUCCUGACAUGAAAGAUGAAUCGCGGAGCGUGCAGUAAGUGAGACUCACACACCGCACUGUGUCACACAGCAGUCGAGUGUGGGCCCUCUCGUUCUCGCUGGAGAGUUUAUUGUGCGUUCAUCUUUAUGAU